AUGAAGGAGACCAAGGUACUGGAGGAAGGCGGCGUCGCUCUGCUGCCUGAAUCGCUGCUGAAGAUCGCAAAGCGUGAGCUGAGGGAGGACAAGUGUACGAGGGAACAGAGUCUGGAGCAGCUGCGCAACUGGGUGUUGAAGAACGAGGAUCUGCAGAAUGUUCGGUGUGAUGACACAUUUCUGCUGCGCUUUCUGCGGGCCAAAAAGUUCAGUGUGCCGAUGGCGGAGCAGACGCUGCUGAAGUAUCUGAACAUACGUCGCACAUUUCCGCACAUGGCCACCAAGCUGGACUUUCUGGAGCCGCGUCUCAGCGAUGUGAUUGAACAGGGAUACAUAUUUGCGGUGCCGAAGCGGGAUAAGCAUGGACGUCGGGUGGUGAUCAUCAAUGCCAAAGGUUUGAAUCCAAAGUUACACACAAGCUGCGAUCAGGCGAAGGCACACUUUCUCACCUACGAGUGCCUGAUGGAGGAUCAGGAGACACAGAUUACCGGACUGAGUCAUGUGGGUGACUUUGCGGGCGUCACCACAUCGCAUGUGACCAACUGGAAUCCCACAGAGUUCGCACGCAUCUUCAAAUGGGGCGAACAAUCGCUGCCGAUGCGCCACAAGGAGAUUCACCUGAUCAAUGUGCCCUCGACACUCAAGUGGCUGAUUGAUUUUGUGAAGAAUCGCGUCAGCUCGAAGAUGAAAAAUCGUCUCAUCAUCUACGGCAGCGAGAAGGAGCUGAUGAAGGGCGUCGAUGCCGAGUGUCUGCCCCAAGAGAUGGGCGGAACCAUGCCCAUGCGUCAGAUGAUCGAGCUAUGGAAACAGGAGUUGGCUGCCAAGCGGGACAUGAUCUUGGCCCUCGACGAGAGCAUAUUGCUCUCGGAUCGUGGCAUUCAACGGCGCAGCAGUUACAACUCGGAGAAGACAAGCACGGGCACCAAUUUCGUCUCACAGAUCGAGUCCAUUGAGGGCAGUUUUCGAAAACUGGAAUUCGAUUAG
This is a messenger RNA of Drosophila nasuta, 984 nucleotides long. It is a transcript of the gene Cralbp, whose product is annotated as Cellular retinaldehyde binding protein. Gene Ontology annotation, molecular function: phosphatidylinositol bisphosphate binding. Bases 1 to 984 code for a protein of 327 amino acids. The record is from RefSeq and is a predicted model, not a curated record. Gene Ontology annotation, cellular component: membrane. Lineage: Eukaryota; Metazoa; Arthropoda; Insecta; Diptera; Drosophilidae. The transcript has a single exon.